This is a messenger RNA of Oncorhynchus nerka (sockeye salmon), 2574 nucleotides long. RefSeq names its product zinc-binding protein A33-like. Lineage: Eukaryota; Metazoa; Chordata; Actinopteri; Salmoniformes; Salmonidae. Gene Ontology annotation, molecular function: protein binding; ubiquitin protein ligase activity; zinc ion binding. Bases 1 to 1422 code for a protein of 473 amino acids. The transcript is spliced from 6 exons. The record is from RefSeq and is a predicted model, not a curated record. Gene Ontology annotation, biological process: protein ubiquitination. Gene Ontology annotation, cellular component: cytoplasm.
AUGGCCUCUAAAGCUUCUCUCUCCGAGGAUGAUUUCUCCUGUCCAGUAUGCUGUGACAUCUUCAAGGAUCCUGUGGUCCUGUUGUGUAGCCACAGCUUCUGUAAAGCCUGUCUGGAGGAAUACUGGAAACAGAAGACAUCUUGGGAAUGUCCAGUCUGCAGAAAAAAAUCAUCAAUGGAAUUCCCCCCCUGCAACCUGGUUUUAAAGAAUCUGUGUGAGGCCUACUUACACGAUAGAAGCCAGAGAGCUUCAGCAGGGCCUGAGGUGCUCUGCAGUCAACACAGUGAGAAACUCAAGCUCUUCUGUCUGGAGGAUAAACAGCCCAUCUGUUUGGUGUGUCAAACUUCCAAAAAGCAUAAAAGUCAUGACUGCUGCCCAAUAGAUGAAGCUGUAAUGGAUCAUAAGGAGGAACUCAAGACUUCACUGAAGCCCUUACAGGAGAAAUUGAAGGUCUUUGGAGAAGUUAAACUGAGCUGUGAUCAAACAGCCAACCACAUCAAGAGCCAGGCCCAGCACACAGAGAGGCUGAUUAAGAUGAGGUUUGAGAAGCUUCAUCAGUUUCUACAUGAGGAAGAGAGAGCCAGGAUAGCUGAACUGAAGGAGGAAGAGGAGCAGAAGAGUCAGAUGAUGAAGAAGAAGAUUGAGAAGAUGAGCAGAGAGAUAUCAUCACUUUCAGACACAAUCAGAACCAUAGAAGAAGAGCUGGGAGCUGAGGACAUCUCAUUCCUGCAGAACUACAAGGAUACAGUGAAAAGAGCCCAGUGUACACUGCCAGAUCCAGAGAGGGUUUCAGGAGCGCUGAUCGAUGUGGCAAAGCACCUGGGAAACCUGCAGUUCAGAGUCUGGAAGAAGAUGCAUGGAGUAGUUCACUACACUCCAGUGACUCUGGACCCCAACACUUCCCACCCACAUCUCAUCCUGUCUGAUGAUCUGACCAGUGUGAGAUACAGUGAUGAGAAACAGCAGCUUCCUGAAAACCCAGAGAGGUUUGAUGAGGAAGAAACUGUCCUGGGUUUUGAGGGUUUUAACUCAGGAACACACAGCUGGGACAUUGAUGUUGGGGAGAAUAUGUACUGGUACCUGGGUGUGAUCACAGAGUCUGUCCAGAGGAAGGGAGACAGUGGAUAUUGGGAUGGAUCCUGGGGUGUGUUGUUUGGUGGUGGUGAUUAUAAAACACAUGUACCAAAGCAGCCACUCACUCCCCUCAUAGUGAGACAGAAUCCCCAGAGGAUCAGAGUGCAGCUAGACUGGGAAGGAGGAAAGCUGUCAUUCUCUGACCCUGUCAAUAACACACAUCUACACACAUUCACACACACUUUCACUGAGAGAGUCCUUCCAUUCAUCUGCACUGGCUUUUGUCCCCUCCCUCUCAGGGUUUUACCAGGGAAGGUGUCUGUAUCAGUGGAUACUGUCUUUGUCUGAAUCAGGGACUAACAGGAUGUAAAUGAGUCAGUAACACUCACUGAUGUCCUUCAUUAAGAUUCUGACAGAGGGAGGACACACUGUGAUGUAGUAGAGGGGACCUUCGUCCAUGAACUCAGGAGCACACAGCUGGGACAUUGAUGUUGGGGAGAAUACAUUCUGGUGCCUGGGUGUGAACCCAGAGUCUGUCUGGAUCUUCCUCCAUUAAGAACACUCCUGCUGAAACACUUGCACCUGUCAGAAAAUCGUCACUCUUAUAAUACUCCAUCACAAUAAUCACUGUUAAUAUUACAAUAGUCAUUAUUCAUAUUACAAUAAUCAUUAUUCAUAUGACUAUAAUCACUAUUAAUAUUACAAUAAUCACUAUUAAUAUUACAAUAAUCACUAUUCAUAUUACAAUAAUCACUAUUCAUAUUACAAUAAUCACUAUUAAUAUUAGAAUAAUCAUUAUUAAUAUUACAAUAAUCACUAUUAAUAUUACAAUAAUCACUAUUAAUAUUACAAUAAUCACUAUUCAUAUUAGAAUAACCAUUAUUAAUAUUACAAUAACCACUAUUAAUAUUACAAUAAUCACUAUUCAUAUUACAAUAAUCACUAUUCAUAUUACAAUAAUCACUAUUCAUAUUACAAUAACCAUUAUUCAUAUUACAAUAACCACUAUUAAUAUUACAAUAACCACUAUUAAUAUUACAAUAAUCACUAUUAAUAUUACAAUAAUCACUAUUAAUAUUACAAUAACCAUUAUUCAUAUUACAAUAAUCACUGUUACUAUACAAUAAUCAAUAUUAAUACUAUUUAUCUAACACUUUCACCUGUCAGACAGUAAUCUCUAACAUCUGACCAAGUUUCCCAACAUUUUAUUUGUGUGUUAACAGAGAUUGGUCAAACAGUGGUAGUCAUCACUGUUAUAGAAUAUAAAUGUCACCUGUUGGUUGUUGGGUUUUCUUUUUACCACAUUUAGAUGUUGUCACUGGUUAUGUUAACACUGGCAUGUAUCCCAAUACACUUGGGCUUCCUGAAAAACAUUUGCUGUACAGUGUUGGGUUCUUGGACCAAGACUCCGUUAACUAGCAUAUUUAACACCAACACAUGUAACACAUGUCUAUGGAUUGUAACACAUUUUCAUCAAAUUAACAUGUUCAAUUAUCUCAA